Phytomonas sp. EM1 is the source of this 267-nucleotide messenger RNA. The record is from the annotation of a GenBank genome assembly. Lineage: Eukaryota; Euglenozoa; Kinetoplastea; Trypanosomatida; Trypanosomatidae.
AUGAGCAAAAAGCUUACGCUAGAACAGAAUUUGUACACAGUUGAGCUGCAGUUACCUCCCAUUCGUCCAAGGGCUCGAAAGUUGGAAAAGACAAGCCAAAUGGAUCAGGAGAGUAGCAGUGUGGAAGACGCAGAAGAAUAUGUAGUAGCGGUCGCCACUCUUCUUACAGAAGACGGGAGAUAUUACAAUCCUACAAACAUAGCCGCGUGCCAACUGUUGUACGUACGACCAGGAAAGUUGUACGCUUACGAAACCUUUGAUUGCUAA